Diabrotica balteata is the source of this 2277-nucleotide messenger RNA. NCBI's taxonomy places the organism in Eukaryota, Metazoa, Arthropoda, Insecta, Coleoptera, Chrysomelidae. The record is from the annotation of a GenBank genome assembly.
AUGGGAAGGGUAAAUUUUGGUGCAAGAUGUUGUCCAGGUGGUUUUUCUUUUUGGAGAGCCAAUUGGAAGCCAAACGCGGAGUUGCAGCUACAGCCCCUACCAAAACCCAAAGAAGCUAAUGAAUCCUACAACAAUGUUCUAUCAGACGAACCAGAACCAGAUAUCUUAAUUAUAAGGAAUAUCGAUCCAUGUAUAAAAGCUAAUGGCGCAUUCCAUCAUACCUCUCGAUAUGAAGUUAUGGAACGGGAGUAUUAUCCCCAACUGGUUGUCCGAAGAGGACAGAGUUUUCAAUUAGAUAUCACUCUUAACCGACCAUAUGAUGAAAAGAGGGAUGGAGUUUCGUUCAUAAUAUUUCUAGAUGGAGAGGAAAGACUAUCCCAUGGAAAUGGUUCGUUAGUAGGAGUACCUUUGUUAAAGAAACCAAAUAAAAACCUUUCUUGGAAUGUUCUACUAGAGAAAAGUGAAGGUUGUGUAAUAACGAUACAAAUUACUACACCACCUGAUGCCAUUGUUGGAAAAUGGAACUUGGAAGUGGAUACAAAGCUAAUGGAUAAUGGAUCCUAUAGCUACAGCUGGGAAACACGAAUCUACAUUUUAUUCAACCCUUGGUGUGUUCAGGACCAGGUAUAUUUAAAAUCAAGCGAGUGGAGAGAAGAAGCUGUUCUUAACGAUACGGGAUUAAUUUGGAGAGGAACUUACAACAGGUUACGUCCAGUUAUUUGGAAAUACGACCAAUUUGACAAAGAUAUUUUGGACUGUUCCUUAUAUUUAGUAAACAUAGUAGGAAAGGCUAAAGUUAGACAACGAUCUGAUCCUGUAAUGACUACUAGAGCUUUAGCUGCAGCAGUAAACUCUCCAGAUGAUAACGGAGCAAUAAUGGGAAAUUGGUCUACAGACCACAGUGGAGGAACACCUCCAACAAAAUGGAUAGGCAGCAAGGAGAUCCUACAGCAGUAUUACAAGAAGAAAAAACCUGUUAAAUAUGGUCAGUGUUGGGUAUUUGCAGGUGUCCUAUCAACCGCUUGUCGAGCUCUUGGCAUACCUGCUAGAACCGUCACGAAUUACUCUUCAGCUCAUGAUACUCAAAACUCUUUAACGGUGGACUAUUUCGUUGAUGAAAAUGGGUCUUUAAUGGAAGAAAUGGCGUCAGAUUCCGUCUGGAACUUUCAUGUUUGGAACGAAGUCUGGAUGGAUAGACCUGAUCUGGGUAGCCAUUAUGGUGGAUGGCAAGCCAUCGAUGCCACGCCGCAGGAAUUAAGUGAUGACCAGUAUAGGUGUGGACCUGCAUCUGUGAUAGCUGUUAAGCAAGGGGAGGUACUCAGACCGUACGACAGCACAUUUUUAUUCUCUGAAGUUAAUGCGGAUAAGAUCUUUUGGAAAUACACUGGACCAACGCAACCAUUAAAACUACUGGACAAAGACACUUACGGCAUAGGAAAAUUAAUAUGCACGAAAGCUCCAGGCGUCUUCGAUAGAGAAAAUAUAACAUAUUCGUAUAAAUACGAGGAAAGUAGCGACGAAGAAAGAUCUACAAUGUUAAAAGCUUUGCGCCAAUCAGAAAAUUUAUUUUCUAGGUAUUACCUUAACGAGGAAUUUAAUGACAUACACUUUGACUUCAAGCUCAUCGACGAUAUUAAGAUUGGACAGCCGUUUAAUGUUAUACUAGACAUGAAAAACAGAAGUACGACAAAGGAGUAUAAGGUGUCUGCUAACAUAAGCGUCGAAGUAGUAACCUAUACAGGUAAAGUAGGGGAGAACGUUAAACAGAAGAAAUAUAAUGUUGUUGUCAAGCCAAAAGAAAGUCAAGAAUUGAAGUUAUAUGUUACUUACGAUGAUUAUGGAAGAAGAGUGAUAGAUCAGUGCGCAUUUAAUGUAGUAUGCCUAGCGAACAUAGAAGAUACCAAUUUUGAGUAUAUUGCGCAAGACGAUUUUAGAAUAAGAAAACCAGAUAUUAAAAUCAAGCUAAAAACAACUCCCAUAGAAGAAACUGAAACAUACGCCGAGAUUUCUGUAGAAAAUCCGUUACCGAUGGCCUUAAAGAAGGGUGUCUUUACUAUAGAAGGACCUGGUAUAGAAGGAAAGCUUAAAGUAUAUGCCAAAGAAAGUGUGCCACCUGGAAGUCGUGCUAAAGCAGAGUUUAAAUUCACUCCUCCACGAAUAGGAAGGCAUACCAUAGGUGCCAAAUUUGUUUGUAAACAGAUGGACGAUGUGGAUGGUUUUCUUUCGAUAAUGGUCGAACCAAAAAAAGACGACAAUACUUUGGAUAAUAAUAUUUAA